Molecule: messenger RNA, 2648 nt
Organism: Scomber scombrus (Atlantic mackerel)
Lineage: Eukaryota; Metazoa; Chordata; Actinopteri; Scombriformes; Scombridae
Product: potassium voltage-gated channel subfamily KQT member 2-like
Biological process (GO): potassium ion transport; transmembrane transport
Cellular component (GO): membrane
Molecular function (GO): voltage-gated potassium channel activity
Source: RefSeq, a predicted model, not a curated record
GCCUGGCCGGCCGCAGCGCUCUGUGUGCGGGGAGCCAGUAGACAGCAGCGCGGUGCGGUCAUGGUGCAGAAACCACGGAACGGCGGGAUGUUCCCCGCAGCGCAGGCCGACCAGAAGACACUGAAAGUCGGCUUCGUGGGUCUGGAGGCCGCGGGGACCGAGUCCAGCAGGGACGGAGCUCUGCUGAUCGCAGCAGAUGAGGGUCCCAGGAGGCAGCGCAGCAGCGUCUCUGGAGGAAAGAAACCUCCCAAACGAAACGCCGUCUACAGACGACUUCAGAACUUCCUGUACAACGUUCUGGAGAGACCACGAGGCUGGGCCUUCAUCUACCACGCAUACGUGUUCCUGCUGGUGUUCUCCUGUCUGGUUCUUUCUGUGUUUUCCACCAUCAAAGAGUACGAGAAGAGUUCAGAGGACGCGCUUUACUUCCUGGAAGUGGUCACCAUCGUGGUGUUCGGGGUGGAGUACAUGGUGAGGAUCUGGGCCGCCGGCUGCUGCUGUCGGUACCGAGGAUGGAGAGGAAGGCUGAAGUUCUCCAGGAAACCCUUCUGUGUGAUCGACAUCAUGGUGUUGGUAGCGUCCAUAUCGGUGUUGGCUGCGGGGAGUCAGGGGAACGUUUUCGCCACGUCAGCGAUCCGCUCGCUUCGUUUCCUUCAGAUUCUGAGAAUGAUCCGAAUGGACCGCCGAGGAGGAACCUGGAAGCUCCUGGGCUCAGUGGUGUACGCCCACAGCAAGGAACUGAUCACAGCCUGGUAUAUCGGCUUCCUGUGUCUCAUUCUGGCGAGUUUCCUCGUUUAUUUGGCAGAAAAAGAAGACAACGAACAGUUUGAGACGUACGCCGACGCCCUCUGGUGGGGACUGAUCACCUUGACAACCAUUGGGUACGGAGAUAAGUUCCCCAUCACCUGGAACGGACGCCUGCUGGCUGCAACCUUCACUCUGAUUGGAGUUUCAUUCUUUGCUCUGCCUGCUGGGAUCCUUGGUUCUGGUUUUGCUCUGAAGGUUCAGGAGCAGCACAGACAGAAGCACUUUGAGAAGAGACGCAACCCAGCAGCUGGACUCAUACAGGCGGCUUGGAGGGUGUACUCCACAAACCUGAGCCGAACCGACCUCACUUCCACCUGGGAUUACUACGAGACGUCAGGGUCUGUCCCCAUGUACAGGCUGAUUCCUCCUCUCAACCAGCUGGAUCUACUGAGGAACCUCAAGAACAAGUCCGGACUCUCAUUCAGGAAGGACGCCCAGCCUGAACCGUCUCCCGGUCAGAAGGUCAGUCUGAAGGAGAGGGUCUUCUCGUCUCCCCGGAGUUCAGGGACCAAAGGGAAAGGUUCUCCUCAGCAUGUUCAGGCCCUGCGACGGUCCCCCAGCAUGGAGCCCAGUCUGGAGGAGAGUCCCAGCAAGGUUCCCAAGAGCUGGAGCUUCGGAGAACGCAGCAGAACCAGACAGGCCUUCAGGAUCCGAGGAGCUGCAUCCCGCCAAAAUUCUGAAGAGGUCAGCCUGCCUGGAGAAGACAUGGCCGAUGACAAUAAGAGCUGCCACUGUGAGUUCGUCCCGCAGGACCUGACCCCGGGGUUAAAGGUCACCAUCAGAGCCAUCUGUCUGAUGCGGUUCAUGGUGUCUAAGAGGAAGUUUAAGGAGAGUCUGAGACCGUAUGACGUCAUGGACGUGAUCGAACAGUAUUCAGCCGGACACCUGGACAUGCUUGCCCGCAUCAAGAAUCUCCAGUCCAGGGUGGAUCAGAUCGUCGGCAGAGGAACACCAAUCACAGACAAAGACCGUCCCAAAGCAGCCAGCGAGGAGGUCCCUGAGGACCCGAGCAUGAUGGGACGGCUGGGGAAGGUAGAGAAGCAGGUCCUGUCCAUGGAGAGGAAGUUGGACUUCCUGGUAAAUAUCUACAUCCAGCGAAUGGGAAUCCCUCGAGCCGAGACCGACGCCUACUUUGGAUCCAAAGAACCCGACCCGGCCCCGCCCUACCACAGCCCGGUGGAUCAGCUGGAGAAAAGCCACGACCUGGUAGAGAAGGCUCGGUUCGGGAUGAAGAUGGUCCGCUCCAGCAGCUCAACCGGACACAGAAACAACAACGUCCCCACCUGCCCACCCUCUACCUCCUGGCAACCAAUCAGCUCCCAGCUGCACCAGCAGGCCCCGCCCCCUCCUCAGCGUAGCCAUGGCAACACUCCGAGUCCGGUGGGGGACGGGUCGCUGGUUCGACUCCCGCCUCCUCCGGCCGGAGAAAGACACGGCGGGAACCGAACGCACCGCCACAGCGCCAGGGAGGAAGUGAAGCCGGAUAGUGACACCUCCACCUCCAUCCCAUCUGUGGACCACGAGGAGCUGGCGCGCUCCUUCAGCAGCUUCUCCGUCUCACAGUCCAGAGAGAACCUGGACUUCCUGAGCAGCAGCUUCUACCCCCCCGCCUCCACUCCGGGGGAGCGGGGGGAUCGGGGGGGGGACGGCGCCGCCCGCUGCGCCACCGUCCGACCGUACAUCGCCGAGGGGGAGUCGGACUCCGACUCAGAGCUCAGUGCUCGCUCGCCGCGCUCGGAUCGGGCCUGGACCGGAACCAAGUAGAACCGGCCGUGAACCAGAACACGAAACUGUGAAACUACAAACACCAGCUGGACGUACGGAGUGAAGCAUCAUGGGAA